CGGCCGCGAUUCAAAAUUAGUAUUCUCGUAUCUCCAGUUCUGUUCGGUUAGUGAUCGGCAGUUCGCAGGCAACGCGUACGAGCAAGUUCGUUAACGAAUAGUUUUCACCAAAUCGAUCAAAAUGUGUUUUUUGAUUAGACUUUUAAAAAGUGGUUGCAAUCAGUACAAAGAGACUUGAGGGUGGUUCAACGGAUCGUAGAUUGUUUCAACUUUUCAUCAAUUUUAGGAUUCAUUAUUUCGGUUUUGCAACGGUAGAAACAACUAGAAGAUCGUCACGUUAAAUCAGUUCCUAUUAUCUAAAAACAACUAAGGUCAAUCUGUGAUAUUUGAAUUAAGCGCUUACUCACCAGCUGUGAUUUUUAUAAAGUAUACUAGCAUUUAAAUAAAACAGUUUUCAUACGGCAACGGUAAAUUCCAAGAACUGUACAUUGCAUGAUGACCAACAGCAACACCGUUGAAGACCGAACGCAGGAGAUGUUGAGUCAGAAAUUGUUGGAUGAUCUCAAGAUCGAAAACGAGAACCUGAAACAUCCUAAACUUGGACAUCAGCGACAAAAACUCUUAGGCAAUCGCUCAGCCCCAACUCUGAUCAUAUCAGCCAGUCAGAUCUCACCUCCUCCCAAACUCGACAGGCGACGUUCAGAUAACAGCAUAUUUGGAUCCCUCAAUAAGUUUAGGAUCUCUUUUGGGAAUGGCUCAAAAGAUCUGCCCAAUCACGUUUGGAAUCGAUAUAGACAGAGCAGAUUCAAUGCAAGGAGAAUUCGAAAACGGGUCGUUUUCAAGCACGGAGAUUGCAAUGUAGUUCAAGGAAAUGUAGCGAAACGACGCCGAAAGUAUUUGCAGGACAUUUUUACAACGUUAGUCGAUGCCCAAUGGAGAUGGACGCUGCUAGUUUUCGCCUUAAACUUCCUUCUAUCUUGGCUCCUAUUUGCGUUAAUUUGGUGGCUGAUCGUCUUUACACAUGGCGAUUUAAACAUGGACGAUGUGUAUUUGAAUGGUACUGAGCCUACUCCCCCUUGCCUGGUUGGCGUUCACGGUUUCACAUCCGCUUUCCUCUUCAGUGUUGAAACUCAGCACACUAUUGGAUUUGGAACUAGAGCGACGACUGAAGAAUGCCCGGAAGCUAUUUUUGUUUUGUGCAUACAAGCAAUUGCAGGUGUAAUGAUUCAGGCCUUCAUGGUAGGCGUGGUAUUUGCCAAACUGUCUCGUCCGAAGAAACGAACACAAACGCUUCUGUUUUCAAGAAAUGCUGUGAUUAGUCAUAGAGAUGGUGUACGUUGCCUUAUGUUUAGAGUUGGAGACAUGAGAAAAAGUCAUAUCAUUGAGGCUCAUGUUCGCGCCCAGUUGAUCAAGCACAAAGUUACCAAAGAAGGAGAACAGCUCCCCUUCUUCCAGACCGAACUGAAGGUAAAGGUUGGUGGCGAUGGAGACGAAGACAAAAUAUUCUUCAUCUGGCCCACUACUAUAGUCCACAAAAUCGACAGCAAAUCUCCACUCUACAACAUGGCCGCAACCGAUUUGUUGCGAGAGCGAUUCGAGAUUGUCGUUAUAUUAGAAGGCGUGAUAGAAUCGACAGGAAUGACCACUCAAGCACGCUCGAGUUAUCUUCCGUCGGAAAUCCUCUGGGGCCAUCGAUUCGAAUCGCUGAUUACGUUCAGAAAGGAUUCUGGAGAAUAUGAAGUGGAUUAUGCCCUAUUCAACAAUACCAUUCCGGUGGAUACUCCAUUGUGCAGCGCCAGACAGUUGGAUGAACAUCUGGCCAUGUUCAAUGCAGAUGGAUCAGAAAAUUCAAAUUUGCUUACCAUAAAGCCGACCGAUCAUGUCAGGUCCAGUUUAUUUCCAUCCCUACGGACGCAGUCCAGCGAUAGUCUUUCUAGCCUGGAUUCGAUGUUUGUCGACGAUGGUCAUAUCGAAAUGAAGAUUCCUCAUCGAGUCGACAGUCACCACGACAUGAAGUAUCUUCAGAGCAAAGGCGAGUUUGGUCGAAUCGAAAGCCACCCCAACAUGAAGUUCCAUGGCAAAAAUGGCCUGAAGAAGGACUGUGUGAUCAACAUGGAUGGGAAGACCGACAGCGGUCAUUUCAGCCGAAUAGACAGUCAUCUGGAUAUGAAGACGAUGCCCAAUAUCCAUGAGGAUGAAGCGGAGAGUUGUCACAGCAGUUGCUUGGAGAUGAAAGUCCCAGCCAUAAAUGUUAUAGUACCUGAGCCCGAUGAAAAUGUGGCUCUUUUAAAUGGGGAUGUUAGCAAUUUGAACCAUACCAUUCAGGUUGUUUGAUAGUAGAACACUGUUAGUCUUAAGUAAGUGAUGGUAUUUUAAUCUUCGACCAAAAGGGCAGCAGAUAAAAUUAUUUCAAUUCCUGGGCGAACGCUACGCAUCAUGAUGCUUUUGUAGUGGUUUAUUUAGGGUUUGUGGACCACUUUUACCAUUAGUUUUAUCGAUAUUCACACAUGUAAAUAAAGCAGUAGGUAGGUAAAUGCCUAACUAUAAAGCAAAGAUUUGGAACACCAGCUUAGCUCCAAAUCACUUCAGUUGAGGUGAGAAACUGCGCCCUGUAUUUGUGCUCAAUAAUGGAGUAUUUUAAGUGUUCCUCAGAUGGUUUUAACUUUCAACAAAGUGCCUGGAAUCUCGAAUGGACGCAUUGAAAAACGGGUUCUGAGUUUCCGUUGAAAAUGUUUUCGUACAACGGAAAAUAGCUGAGUAAACUCUGUUGAACCCCAUCGGAAAGUAGUACCCAUGCAAAAAAAAGUGGUUCAAAUGUUAUUACUAACCAGGCACUUUACAUUUUAUAAUCGUAAACCCCAGAUGUGUUUUUUGGAAUGUACCUCCACAUUCCGCCCCGAUGUAUUUUCGUAGUAUUAUUAUGAACUUAUGUAUUUUCCUCCUUUCUAUGUUCUUUUAUAGAUACAUGUUGUUUUCCUCCUGUGGCAAUGUUUUUACCUGGUGAUGAAACGCUUAAUGUAAGUUAGUCGUAAGUGUCUUAGUUACAAAAAGUGAUCUUUAAGUUAGGAUACUAGUAUUUAUUUUUCACUGUAAUAUUAAUUAUACAAUGAUCAAAAGACAAA
This is a messenger RNA of Dendroctonus ponderosae (mountain pine beetle), 3062 nucleotides long. RefSeq names its product G protein-activated inward rectifier potassium channel 3. Gene Ontology annotation, biological process: potassium ion import across plasma membrane; regulation of monoatomic ion transmembrane transport. The coding region runs from base 433 to 2274 and encodes 613 amino acids. The transcript has 12 exons. Gene Ontology annotation, molecular function: inward rectifier potassium channel activity. The record is from RefSeq and is a predicted model, not a curated record. Gene Ontology annotation, cellular component: plasma membrane. Lineage: Eukaryota; Metazoa; Arthropoda; Insecta; Coleoptera; Curculionidae.